Molecule: messenger RNA, 993 nt
Organism: Helobdella robusta
Lineage: Eukaryota; Metazoa; Annelida; Clitellata; Rhynchobdellida; Glossiphoniidae
Exons: 5
Coding region: 1-993 (330 amino acids)
Source: RefSeq, a predicted model, not a curated record
AUGGGAAACGAGAAUGCAAUUACUACAGCUAACAAAACAAACAGCCAACAUCCUGAAUGUAUAGAAUGUGUAGUUAUUACUUACUACAAAAUGGAUGCGCAAACAACUGAGCUAAUUCUAAGAGCAAGCAACUGUUCUGGUGAGUUCAUCCAUAUGCACUGUCCAGACGGUCAUGAAAUUCGAAUACUGAGCAUGCAGAAAGGCUACUCAUCGUGCAGACGCAUGUGGAAAACUAAAUGCUGUCCGAAUGGGAAUGAUGAAAAAAAAAAUUCAGACUACGACCGCAAAAAACAAAUUGAAAAUGCAUGUUCUAAAAGAAGUUCUUGCUUAAUUAAUGUCCAAAAGUAUGGAAUUAUAUCAAGGUGCGACUAUGAAAUUGUAACAUGGACAUGCUUGAGUGACGUCACCUCUCUUCCAUCAACAUCUCCAUUCCUCCCUCCAUCAACAUCUUCAUCACUUUCUCCGACAUUCCCUCGCAAUGCAAUAGUUCAAGAUCUGUCACUACAUUCCGAACCUGUCUUUGAAGCACAAAAAUUCGUCACUGGUUCUGGAGAAUAUGUCGUAAAUAACCAUUCGAAACUCGAACCUGUGAUUUGGUCUGCCACUGCUGGAUUGAUUUUGAUCACCCUCAUCAUUGCCAUCGCUUGCUUGAUAUCUAAGAGGUAUAGAUUCAAGACGCGCAAGAUGGAAUUAAUCGCUAUGACAGCAAACCAAAAUGGUUUAUAUUUGCAGCCAGUGAAUUUUUCUGAACUCUUGAAUAACGAGCAAAAUUUAAUGAAAUGUGCAAACACAAAAGACAUUGACGAGACUUACGAUGCAAUUGGUCCCCUUGACGAAAAGCUCAUUUAUGACGAUGGAUAUUUGAAACCUGACAAUCUGUUUGUGGCUCAACUCAGCAGCAACAUCAUUAAUCACGGUAAUUUGUAUUCGGAUGUGGAAUCCAUUAAAGGCAAAGGUAGCAUUGAAGAGAAGAAUGAAAACAUUAAAGAAUAG